AUGAUCAGAUACGAUGCUGUACGGGUCCUCAGGUUCCAGCUGGAGGCCGGCAUCGCUGCUAUGAAAAAGGAUAUUGCGAUGACUUCAAGGGUGCAGGUGAAGCUGGAGGCUAGGAGAGCACAACUAUGGAAGGACCUGUAUUUUAUCACCAAAGUCCUGCAGGAGAAGAAGACGACUCAGAGAGCCGGUCUGACUCGGCAGCCUCUCUCGUCUGCUGAACUGAUUGCAGCCUGUAGAAGGAAACUACAGACCCUUUUAAUAUGGUUGCACAACCUUAUCAGCGUGAACCGAAGCUUGAAGCGGACUCUGGCUGAAGCUCGGUCUCAGGAGAACUCCGUAGCUUCCAGGUACGAGGCUCAGAUUGCUGGGCUGGAAGCUGCAAUCGAGGCAGCAAAAUGUGACCUGCAUGAACAGAUCAUUAGCCACAAAGAGCUGCUGGACAUGAAGUUAGCCCUCGGGGCUGAAAUCGCCACCUACUGGUCACUCCUGGAUGGGGAGGAGCUGGGCUUCCCGACACAGGCCAGCCGCGGUUCGUCCACGCUCUACCUAUCGGAGUCUCCGCCCCCUUCUACCAGAAGCUCCUCCCCUGUUAAUCCUGCCGAGGCUGACGUCACUGCGGAGACCCGAUCUGAAGUAAGAUAUUCAUGCGCUGGAGCCAGUCACUGAAACAACAUUAGCAGGAAGGUAUGGGGACUGUCCAGUACUAAGAUGUUGUGCAUGUUGCAAACCGGACAUCGUCUACAAUCGCUGUGCCUUUUCUUGAUGUGCAUCUUCUUUCUGGAUAUUCACCUUGAACAUUUACUUUCUCAAGCAGGGACUGUAGUUUAAGGU
Molecule: messenger RNA, 831 nt
Organism: Pygocentrus nattereri (red-bellied piranha)
Lineage: Eukaryota; Metazoa; Chordata; Actinopteri; Characiformes; Serrasalmidae
Product: keratin, type I cuticular Ha6-like
Exons: 8
Coding region: 1-666 (221 amino acids)
Cellular component (GO): plasma membrane; type III intermediate filament; axon
Source: RefSeq, a predicted model, not a curated record